AUGGUGCGACGGGCGAGCGUGCUCCACAGGAUGUUGCCUCUGAGUGCUCCCCGCUUCCACAUGGCUUGGUUUGCUCAUGCAGGCUUCCAUGAGCACCACGGCAUGCUGAAUGCAACCUUGCGGCACCGUCUCAAAGCUGUGCCCCUCUCCACCACGGCAGCACGAUCUCGUCCACGAGCUAAGCGUCUUCCUGUGGGCUCAAAAGUGUCGGUCGAACAGGCCAGAGCAUCCAGCAAUUUCGUGCUGAACAACCAGCCACGCUUGGCCAGCCGACACGGGCUGCAGCAAGCCGAGCUCACAAACAGCAGCCGGUCCCGCGAUGACAUCGGCAGUCUGAAGGCGGACUUUUCUGCAACGUCUUGA
This is a messenger RNA of Symbiodinium natans, 363 nucleotides long. The record is from the annotation of a GenBank genome assembly. Lineage: Eukaryota; Dinophyceae; Suessiales; Symbiodiniaceae.